UCAGUCUUGUGUUCUUCGCAUUGCCUAGGAGGAGCUCCUGAUGCACCUAUGGCGGUAUCCAUCUCUCUCUAUCCACGGCAUUGAAGGUGCCUUUGAUGAGCCUGGAACUAAAACGGUCAUCCCCGGUCGAGUCAUAGGAAAAUUUUCAAUCCGCCUCGUCCCUCACAUGAAUCUGUCUGUGGUGGAGAAACAGGUGAAACAGCAUCUGGAAGCUGUGUUCUCCAAAAGAAACAGUUCCAACAAGAUGACUGUUUCUAUGGUCCUAGGACUCCACCCAUGGACGGCCAACAUCUGGGACCCUCAGUACCUCGCAGCCAAAAGAGCCAUCAAAACAGGUGGGCCUUACAGAUAUUUUGAUUCACCUGUUUGUAGCAGGACCAAGACACCUUGUCUUUUUUACCCAAGGUGCAUUGUCUGCAGUUCUCUAAAGCAGCAGAAGCAGUAGAAUGAGUCUAGAUUC
Alexandromys fortis (reed vole) is the source of this 460-nucleotide messenger RNA. Its product is annotated as beta-Ala-His dipeptidase-like. Gene Ontology annotation, molecular function: dipeptidase activity. The record is from RefSeq and is a predicted model, not a curated record. The coding region runs from base 41 to 445 and encodes 134 amino acids. Lineage: Eukaryota; Metazoa; Chordata; Mammalia; Rodentia; Cricetidae. Gene Ontology annotation, cellular component: cytosol. Gene Ontology annotation, biological process: proteolysis. The transcript is spliced from 2 exons.